UCUAUGUCCAAGGUUGAAUGAGUGUGGUGUAACGAGGCGCGCUACACUACAUAGGGAUUUCUAAAGUCGAUAUAAAAACAGGGAUGGAUGUACGGUUGAGAUGAGGGAGAGAAUCGAUCUUCAAACUUCGCAAUGCCUAUUGAAGAAAACUUCGAAUUCGAGUCAGACGCCUACCGAAAUGAGGUCAAAAACUUCUCAAUUGCCAGGCUUAAGCAGCAAGAGAAAGCCAUGGGACGAAAGUGCUUAACGAGCGGCUUUGCUACGAGUUUCGGGGUAGGCAGCGCAUGGUUCUCAGGGGGCCUGAGCUUGCUACUAGCCGGCUACAAAAGCCGAAGCACGUAUGUGGCUUACAAGAAACGUGAAAUCAUCCAAGCCGAGCUUCGUAAGCGUAACCAGGAGGUUGGCCAUAUCACCGGCAAAGACGCUGCCGUCUCGUGGUCGAUCGGGAUGAUAGCGGCUUUGGUCGGCAUGGAGAUAGGCGACUUCACUGCUGACAUUACCAAUAUCGAAGAGAUGGGCAAGGGACUAGCACCUGACGCGAACGAUAGCACAGGCUUAUUAACCGAUCCGGGCAAGGCAGCAGAGGGUAUGGCCGGUCAAGUCCAACAACUUGCGGCACACGCUCUGGGAGAGAAUGCCGCAAGCGUUGCCACACAAGUAGCGGCUGCAGAUGCCACUGCCUACCACGCGGGCAUGAUCCAAGCAAAGAUCAUAGAAGAACACCUAGGAAACGAGGCGACUGAAGCUGCGUUAGUAGCUCUUACGAGUCCGCCCGAAGAACCGAAGUCUGGAUGCUCACGUACCAAAGCUGUUGAGCAAGGACAACUAGGGUGGUGUAACAGAUGCGGGAAAUCCAUCGGAGCAGGGCAUUGUUACUGGCACUGUUGCAACUGCGACCACGACAAUUACGAUAUCUGCCUCAAGUGCAAAACGAAAGAUAUCAGCUGCAAGAAUCGAAAUCACACUUUGACGAAGCUCCAGGUCCCAACUUAAUCGGAAUGAGGAUACGCGUCACCCCAACUGAUGUGGCCUGAUAUUAUCACGUCUAUUCAUUGGUUGUCUUGGGAUUGUACCCGGUACGUAGGUCUCCGUGCCCAGGCCUUGCCGGGUUCACGAUGACUAUAAGUUAUGAUACACGUUUAAAAACAA
Messenger RNA from Daldinia vernicosa, 1149 nucleotides. RefSeq lists its product as uncharacterized. The record is from RefSeq and is a predicted model, not a curated record. The transcript has 3 exons. The coding region runs from base 133 to 993 and encodes 286 amino acids. NCBI's taxonomy places the organism in Eukaryota, Fungi, Ascomycota, Sordariomycetes, Xylariales, Hypoxylaceae.